GGUACAACUGUAAAUGAAACUGCGCGCGCAAGGUGUACGCUGGUCGCUGAACGAUGGCGUGUUUUGCUAUGUGAGCUCUAUAAACUCCCGUGAAAAUGUGUGUUUGAAGUGUUAUGUAGUAGAAUUAAUAGUUCAAAUGGUGAAGAUUUUAAGUGACGAUUUUUCAUUUAGCUAACAUCACUUAAUUUGGGAUAAUGGAGUUGAAACUACAUUCUCCCGCUGGGGCUGAACCCGUAUUAUAUACCUGGCCGUUAACCUCUGGUCGUGGAAACGAUAAGCAUGACGGAGCUAUUGAAAUUGUCGAAACUAUUAGGUGGGUUUGUGAAGAUCUUCCAGAACUUAAACUACCAUUAGAGAACAACAUACUCUGUGAUUAUGACACUCGAAGUUAUGAGAGUAUGAAAUCACUUUGUGAUAGAUUCAAUAGAGCCAUUGACAGUGUUGUGGCUUUGGAGAAAGGUACAUCAUUGUCAGCUCAUCGCACUGCUAACUAUCCAUCCAGAGGUUUAUUGCGACAUAUCCUUCAACAAACCUACAAUGCUGCAGUGACAGAUCCAGAGAAGUUGAACCAGUAUGAACCAUUUUCCCCAGAAGUCUAUGGCGAAACGUCGUAUGACCUCGUAUGUCAGAUGAUAGAUCAGAUUGAAAUUACGUCAGAUGAUGUAUUCAUUGAUCUCGGCUCUGGGGUCGGACAAGUUGUCCUCCAGAUGGCAGCGGCUACACCGUGCAAAAGUUGUCUGGGAAUCGAACGAGCAGAAGUGCCUAGUCGUUACGCCGAGAGUAUGAAUAGAAAUUUUCGUACUUGGAUGCAGUGGUAUGGAAAAAAGUAUGGAGAAUACAAACUUCUUAAAGGAGAUUUCUUGACAGAAGAACACAGAGAAAAAAUUAAUCAAGCAACUAUUGUUUUUGUUAACAAUUUUGCUUUUGGUCCUGCUGUGGAUCAUCAACUGAAGGAGAGGUUUGCUGAUUUGAAAGACGGCGCAAAAAUUGUUUCUUCUAAAAGCUUUUGUCCUCUAAAUUUUCGAAUAACGGACAGAAAUCUGAGUGAUAUUGGUACCAUUAUGCACGUAUCUGAAAUGUCGCCACUAAGAGGAUCAGUAUCGUGGACAGGAAAACCUGUUUCUUAUUAUUUGCACAUCAUAGAUCGUACCAAAUUGGAGAGAUACUUUCAGAGACUGAAGAAACCACAACUAAAGAACGGCGAAGAUGAUAAUUCGAAUUCGAAUUCAACUACCACCAGUAACAGGGGAGCAAGAGAUAGAGCAAAAAGAGAUUUAUCCAAACAACUGAUGGAUUCGUCUUCAGAUUCAGAUUUUGACGAUCCCGAUAGUAGUUUUGGACCAACAACACGAAAAGCUUGGUCUGACUAUUGUUCCGUUAAAGGCAAAAGCAGUCAGUCUGAAGAUGAAACGUCAUCAGCAAAGAAUAAACGUCAACCAAAGAAGUUAAGACGAAAGGUAAAUAGAGGUCCUAAAUCUGCCAUUCAACAGCAGCAAGAUAAAACUAACCAAAAAAUAGGGGCGAAACCUCGUAGAGGUCGUGUGAAGAAAGCCAAAACUAAAAAACAGAUAAAAAUAAAUGGAUUAGAUCUUUUACACAAUGAAACUCUGUUAAGUACUUCACCACAAGCUGCAGGAAAGAAACCUCCUCCAGCACCUGGCUGCGUUGAUCAAAAACUGACCACAUUAAGUUCAGAUCUAAUAGUGCACAAUGAAUUGGAUAUUCCUGAACAACCCGCAGAAACUCCUUAUGGUUUGCAGGUUCUUCUGGAUAUGUUCAAAGGUCAGUAUAUGCAAAUGCUACAUCACAUGAAAAAUCCGAAUUACAAAGUGAUGAUAGAUUCACAAAUUGAAGACGAAAAGGAGAGAAAUAGAAAGUUGAAAAGUCGUGCUGCACAAUUGGAAAAACAAAUUAAAGUUCUCAUUGAUGAUAGUGUGGCACUACUAAAAGCUAGGAUGUGCGAAUUAGGCAUUAAUGCUACUUCUCCUGUUGAUCUCUUAGCUAAAGCAAAGGAAAUUGUUUGUCGUCAUAAGGAACUUCAGGCGAAAGCUAGCAAACUACAAGGACAGGUAGCUAAUUUGGAGGCAGAAAGGGAUAAUUUGGUACUUCAAAGGCAAGCAGAAGUUUGUGAAAAAUAUGUUGGGUCAGUAGCUUCAGAUCUUUCCCCUAGUGUUGCCCAAGAUUAUAUAUUGAGAGAGAUAUCUUCAACUUUAGCACAUAGAAAGAAGCUUCAAAAUGAGGUAUCCAAAUUAGAAGGAGAUAUCAUUACUUUACAAAAAAGUGAAGAAAGGAAACAAGCACAGGUGCUAGCUGCCAGACAACAACAGCAGCCUGUGAAGGUCUCUAGAAAAUCCCGGGAGUAUAGAGCUCGUUCUCAAGAUUGGCCCGACGUACCAGACAUAGCAAAAAUAGAGGAACAAAAUCCUGAAAUUUUAGCACAGAAAAUUCUUGAGACGGGGAGGAAAAUAGAGGCUAGUAAAAUGUCUGCUAUUAACAAUAAAGUGCCUCAAAUACUUAGCAACUCCUCCAAAUCUUUGCAAAGCACAUAUAACCAUCAAAACCACCAAAAAUCAUUAGUACGUAAUAAUAUGCCUGCUCCUAUGCCUAUGACAAAACGACAGAAAACUACUCACAGUUAUCCAACUGGAAAUAUACCCAACGUUCAAAUCAACAACAAUAUUGUGAAGGGACAGGAACCACCUCGAUUAACAAAUUUUGAAGAUCGAUUGAAAAGUAUAAUCACUUCAGUAUUAAAUGAGGAUGUUCAAAAUAGACCUAAACCAAGCCAAGCACCCGUUCUUCAGUACAAUACUCAAGUGAAUCACGAGAGACAUUUAAAUUCAGAUAGACAUUUGAAUCAAGAUAGGCAUAUAUCACAUGACCGACAUUUCAAUCCUGAAAGGCAUUUGAAUACCGAGAGACAGAUAAACUCUGAAAGACACAUUAACUCAGAUAGACAUCUGCAUUCAGACAGACAUUCGAAUUCUGAUAGGCAUUUAAAUGUUGAUCGAAGUUUAAAUCCUGAGCAACCAGAUUACACCCAAGUCUCUCCAGCUAAAUUGGCGCUUCGUAGACAUCUUUCUCAAGAGAAAUUAGCACAUCAACAAUUGCCCUAUACACCUACAGAUGGAAUAUUGGCGACAAGAACAAUUGGGGACUUAAUGUCCGGUGAAAUUGAACGAACACUUGAAAUAUCCAAUCAAUCAAUAAUAAAUGCAGCAGUUGAUAUGAGUGAUAUCCAAGGUACUGCUACAUUGUCAUCUAGAUCAGUUGUUAAUGCAAAUUUGCCUCCCCGUCCAGAAAGAGUGAACGUUAAAGUGCCUAACUCAGAACCACCCCCUACACCUAAAGAUCCUGAACCAGUUACAAGACAGCAAGUGUAUAGUCCCAUUUCCCGACCGUCUUCCACUGAAGGACUUGAAGGAUUGGCCUACAUGCAUUCCCAUUCUAAAUAUGUAAACCCGCCCCAACCUAGUCCGAGGCAACAAUAUUCCCCUCGAACAACAGUUUUAUACCCUACACAACCUCGAACAAAUUCGGUUAACUCUACGUAUUCGAAUGACAUGUAUACACCUCUUCCUCGCGCUGAUAUCAAACCUUAUCACGAAUCCUACUUUAAUGACAUCAAAUCACCGGCCCGUGUAGAGCCCGAGUCUAGGAAUGGAUUUGUGGCAGAGGGCUUAGCUGCUACCUUGCAGUCAAGAGCACUUGGAGCUUCUAUAAAGGAAGAAGUUGAUAUGUAUGAGAGAAGACAAACUUUCGGUCAACAGGGUUUGAUGACGAACGCCACUGUGUACAUAGAACAAACUAAUAAUGUCAAAACAGAAAACAGCGAAGCUGCAUUUAAGCGAGAAUCGCCUAUUGUUCAAGAAGGAGAUGUCGACGUAGUUGAAGAAGAGAGUGAAGAAUCGAAAUGGCAAGAUCGAAUAUCUUCGGGCUUUGAUCGUUUGGUGGCAUUCGCUUCAACCGAGUUAGAUAAACGACGCAGGUCUACUGAAGGGAAUGAUAGUUGCAAUACUUCACCAGACUCUGGCAUCGGCCAUGGUCAUGGAGAUAUUCCCCCUAAUACUAUAGUCGCUCCUACAAAGCAACAGCUAAAGCUCAAUCCCAACUCCAAACCCACCCUGUUUAAAAUGCCCACAAGUAAGACGUACCUUGACUCUCCACCUAUUUCAGAACAAGGUACCGACGAAUUGGGCCCUCCUCGUACACCUUCUCCUUCUUCUCCUGUUCGCUCUAAUAGUUUAUCAAUAAACUUUAGUCCAGAACCAGUACCUGUUGAAAAAAGUCCCACUAGAUUGAACCCCGCGCUAUUAAAGUACCAGAGAUACCCCGAAGAUAAAAAAAAACACGAUACCCACUUCAAAAAGAAGUUUUACUACAGAGAAUGGAGGUAUGACAGUUGGACCAAGGAAGAAAGGAAUGAUUGUGAUUCCAUCUAAUGCCAAAAUUAUUUUAACUGCUAAGCAGGAAAGUCUAAAGUAUUUUCAGUCUUUAUUAUUUCAAUUCAAUUGAAAAUAGUGAAGCUUUAAGUUUUAAUGGCUGUUAAAAGCUGUAAGUUAAUGCAAGUAAUUGCAACUAUGCAUAAGGAUAAGUAUAAAUAUAGCAAUUGAAAUAAUGUAAAUAUUGUGAUAUUAGGAGCCUGAUUUCCCAUCACAUUGAGUCUGAAUUUACACCAAUUUUAAUAUUUUAAAAUUUUAAUAAGGUCAAAAAUAGUGAACAUUUUUUUGAUAAGGCAAUUAUAUCAGUGCAGUCUUUAGGGAUAGUUAUUAUUAUUAAUAAAAUAAGUCUAAACACAUUUUGAAUAGCUUUUAACAAUUUUUCUUAUCAACACAACAUAAUAUUAAGAAAUAGUUAUACAAAAUAUGAAAGAAUGUGAAAUAGGUGGAUAGCUGGAUUGAUAACAAGAGAAAAAUAUUAAUUUUCAGAGCAACAUAGGGUAUUGAAUAAUUUUUCUAAAUGUAUUUCCCUAUAUAAUAAUUAUACCUUUAAUUUGCAAUAGAAAAUAUAACAGAAUUCGUGUUGUUCACUUACUCACAUAAGAGAAAUAAGACCCGCACGAUAAGAAACGUGUAAUUUCUUAUAUCAUAUGAAGAGGAAAUGGCAUAUUAUGUCUCCGUCGCAGAAGCAUCAAGUAUUUUUUGUUGUUGAUGAUACUCAUAUGCAUUAUUUGCAAUGCUGUAUGGUUUUUAUAAAUAACUAUUAUAUUAAAUUAGCAGUUAGCUAAAAAAUAGGUACACACUUUACCAGAACCUUUCCAUUCGAUUUUCUUCAUCAUCCAGGGUAUUUCAUUGAGCUGGAUAUUUGGUUGCCUUGGUUUUGUUUGUAGACUGUUUGUUCACUUAGAACAUCAGUUGUAAGAGGAUGACAGUAAUUCCGAGAUAUUGGAUAUUAUACAGGGAAGUAACAGGGCUAAGGUUUAGGUGAGUAAGCAAAUGCACUAUUUUAUUGUCUAACCAGAAUAUGUUAAAUAGUACAUUUCAAAACGAGAUACGUUUUUACACUUUUGAUAUCAAUAGUAGCAGACAAUGGUGAUCAAUUUGUUGUGUUUUGCAAAAGUAGAUUCAAAUAUUGCUUUACCAUAUCCAUUUCCUUGAAACCUCUAAUUCCAAAAUGUGGACCCUAUUAAAAGAGUAGAUUCAAAAAUUGAAUCGAAUUUGGUUCCAUUUUUAAAAUUCACAUUUAUUUUGAAAAAAAUUCCUGAAAUUUAUCGUUGCAGUUAUUCAAAGCCCAAGAUUUAAUCUAAAAUGAUUAGUAUACUUGUAUAUUUAGGAAAUGUUGGAAAAAUUAUCUACCUUAAAAUAAAGUUGAGUUGCACGUAAUUCAUACUCAAUGGUGGAAGAUUUAAUUACAAAAAUGUUAUCAUUAAGUUAGUUUCAAAAAACUUAGAUUGACAUAUUAAAAAAGUUAUAAUGAAAUUGAACAAAUAAACUAAAAUUUGAACAAUAAUAAAAAAAUCCUCUACAUAUAGCAUACAUAUAUAUGUUUAGUUUACAUCACAAUAUUUCUGGACUUUCUAUUACUAAAACAAUUCCAAGCCAUGAUAGUACAACAACCAUUUUCAUAGUAGCUUCUGAUGCUCUCUGCUCUCUUUCCUUUCCUCCAAAAUUUUAAAACAUUUUUUUCCGUCAAGUUCGAUCGAUUUUGUUUGGUUUUUUGUAUAUCGCUACAAAUAAAUUUGUGGUUUCGAUUUGUUCUAUUCGAUUUUACCUUGAAGUUUCAGUUUUCAAUUUUUAGAAUAUUUUCUAAGAAUAAUAAAUUUUUGAAAAACUCGCAAUUUAUUGGAUGUGAUUAUACUUCUAUUACAGAUUCUUUGCUAUCAAAUAAACCGUUUACCUAACUAUUUAAUAUUAAAUUUUUCAUUCUCCUUAAUUAAACCUUUUCAAAUAAAAAUAUUAACAUUUCUAUUGAAAAACUUCAUACUUUUAGUUUUUGACAAAUAUUUUUAAUGUACAUUUACAAUAUGGUUCGUAGUUGAAAAUAUAAAUAGUUCCAUUUUAAGAUUAAGUAUAUUGGUUAUAGUCAAGCCAUAAAUGGGAGGCUAAAAACUAAAUAAAAUAAAUUGUUAAUUAUUGUCACAAACUAGGAAAUCUCUGAAUACCCCGAUAAUGAAUAAUCAAGUUUCAAAGUUUGGAAAUAAUGUUAGUAAGUGUUAAUAUGUUAUACAUGUAAAAUAGAAAACUCGAAUAGUAGAUUGACGCAUUUAUUCCAGUUUUCAGCAGAAACUAUUUUAGUGGCUUCUUGCAAGUAAUGUUGUGCUUCCAAACUUUCAAAUGUUUCAUGCCACUUGUCUUUUUACUGAUUCAUUUCAUGGGAUUUAAUUCGCAAUCUUAAUACUGCAAUUUCUUUAGUUUACGCAAUUUCAUCUACAGCAAAAUUUUUAUAUUUGUGAGUAAGAAGAUUUGAAAUGUUCAAUAAUAAGAAUACGAAUAUAAGAGAUAUAUUUCACUCUUAUACCACUAUCCGACUGCUUACAUUUUUUUUACACUCCGUUUGUGUUAUAAAUCUUUAAAAUAGGAUUGAGAUGAAACAAUGCAAGAUCGAACUUUCCUACAUUUAUGGUUCGACCACAGGUAGUUUUUGUACUAGUUUGGAAUUUGAAGUUAGUUUAUUACAAGUUCAAGGAAUCUUAUGAUUUCGAGUGAUUUUUGUGUAAUCCUAUAGUCAUUGGAGAUCAGCAUAGUGUAAUGCGCUCUAAUUUGAAUUUAGAAUAUAAAAUGUAUCAAUUUAUUAUCAAGUAGAUAUUACUGUUUUAAAAUCGUUAUUAACCAAAUAGACCUUUCAUAAUUGGCAUAUGUAUGUAGUAUUUAUUUAGGGGAAAUAAUUUUACCUUACUCAAGAAUUUUUUCUAGCUAUUAUAUUUGUUUGUUAAUUGAACAACUUCUUUGACAAGAAGAUUCCUCAGCUUUAAGAUUUUAUGGAAUUUUUAUGUUCUUCUAAUGAAGAAUGACGGAACUAGUUCAUUUGUUAAAUUAAAUGGUGAAAUUUUCUACUGGAUAUUGUUCAAUAUGAUAUAUGAAAUGCAAUGGUUUCAAAUCUUAACAUUUAUUGAAUUCAAUUUUAAAUAAAAAAAGAAUUAUUAAUUUAAAUAUAAAGAAUUUCAUUAAAAAAGAAAUAGGAAGAUGAAAAAUCAAAUAUCAUGAUAAAACAUCUCAUACUUACCUUUAAGCUGAAUUCUAGGAUCCCAAUUAUUAUUACUCACGAAUCUUUUACAUUGGAAAAUAUUAGUUUUAGAAUAAAUAUGUACCUGGUUUCAAUUUUUUUAAAAUCUGAUUACUGCCAUAUAAUGGGUGAGCUAUAUAAACAUCGUAUUGAAGUAUCAAGCAAUGGUCUGUUUUUAUUCAAAAAAUGUACUGUAGACUUUCACGCUUUUGUUGUUUUACUAAUAUGGUCAUAAAUAAGGCAGACUGUAAUUUUAAAAUGCACCAACGUUAGUUCUUGGGUGCAAGACAACGACUGCAAUUUUGUGUUCAAUGUUAAAUUUAGAAAAAACAUUAAUUUAAUUGGUAUAAUUAAUUUCAACUAUCAGGCGAGUCCAAAAUUUUGGUAACUUUUAAUUAGUUUCAUGUAUAUGUUUCACACAUCCCGUCAAAAAUAUUUUUUUGGUUUAAUCGAUCAUAUUUGUUCGUUGUUUAAAGUUAUGUAAUCAUGUAGAUAUUAAAAUCAUAUUUGAAAUCGAAAGUUAAUCAUUGAUGUUUUUAACUAGUUUAUAUAUUAUUGCAUGGACGAUAAAUAAUGGAAACCUUAUUCUACAGAGGUCCAACUUAGUUUCAUAUUAACAUUUUUUUAUGAGACAAUCUUCUAUAAAGUUUAUACACUAUAACUAUAAAAUUGAUAAUACAUGUCAUAUAUACAUACUCUUGGUUCAUACACAGAUUUAAGACUCCCCAAGUACACACCGUUCUAACUAUCAUCAUAAGUUUUUUACUGUCUUAUUGUUAUUAUUAUUAAAGAAUGAAACAAUUUGAAAAAUAAUAAACUGAAUAGACGAAGAUUAAAGCUAGUUUUUAAACCCGAUAAGAGCCUUUCGUAUUGGUAAUCUUCAUACGAUUUCCAAGGAAAGAUGGUGGUUUUUUAUUUUAAUUCAAGUUGACAGCUAAAGUCAAUAAUAUAUUAGAAAUUGAACUAAAAUUUAUAUUCAGAACCUUCCCUUCUAUACCUCUACUAGCAAGUUGAAGAAAUUUGCAAAAAAUUUACUACGAAUCGAGGUUGUUCACAAUAUAGGGGAUGGGAAUAUUAAAAUCGGAGGCCCAAACAUGUGCUACAUGAAAAACAUAGGCGAUGUGUAUAUAAGGAGUAUUUAAUCUAUGACUCAUACAACUAUUAGUCAUUUUAACUGUAACAAACUACUUUUUCACAACAUUUGACAGACAAAUAAUUUAAAAAUAAUUGCUUUUAAAUUUUCAAAAUAGAAACUCAAUGACUUAAUUUAUGCCUAACUAAACUAUACGUUUUCAGUAAUAAUGCAAAUUAUCCUUAAUAAUUUUUUCUUAUUUUUGUUUCCAAUUGUUGGUUAAUUUUUUUUCACACUGCGAUUUCCAUGAUUUGUGUUUAGUAUACCUAAAAAAUCAAGGUUCUGACUUGUUACCUUUAAUAAUACUUUCCAUUUCAACUUACAUGAUGUUAAACCAUUGUUACAUGAACUUCUAAUAAACGUUAUAAAAGUUCAAGUCAUGUUGAUCGAUAGUACAAGUAUUGAAAGUGGUAUUAAGGGUUUCCAAAUAUUUGGGCCACCCUGUAUAAGCGAAUGAUGUACAAUUGUAUUCAUUAUCACUGCCUUUAACAAGAUUCAUCUCGUAUUGCUUCUAAAUUAUUGCAUUUAAUUUAUUCAUGUAUAAAAAUUGUAUAUUAUUUAUAAUAUAAAAUGUACAUAUAACCUAGAUAUAAUUGAAAAAAUUUAGUACAACUUUUGUAUAUAGUCUUAGAUCAUUUUUAGACAUUUAGGUAAAUUAAUAAUACUGAGUAUUUCCAAUUUGGAGUUUUUUCAGAAUUAGGGCAUACAUGGUAGCAGUAUAGUUAAGUUACUCAUUAAAUAAUUUACUUUGUACAUAAUAUUUUUUGUGUACAAGUAUUUCUACUGCCACUUUUAUCUAAGUUAACCAUUCAAUGAAUUCUUGUCACAAUUUUGAAGGUUGGCAUUUUAAGUUUUAUUUUUAUUUCUUAUCAGUUAUGUUGACACUAAAAAAUACUUUUGUGUUUCUUUAUUAGCAAACCUUUUAUUUAAAUAUGUAUCAAAAGUGUUCCGAGAUAUUUAAUGUAACAUAUUUUGAAUUUCACCUUCAGUUUUGUGAUAGUUCUAACACAGUUUUAAAUUAGUAUAAUUUCAUUUCGAUUUUAAGUCUAAUUGGAAUAGAGUCUGCAACUUUUGUGGCAAGUGUUUGAAAGGUUGGCUUAUUGAGAAAAUUAUAUUGUAUCCUUUACACCAGUUGUGACCAUUUAUUUGUGUGAGAUGUACAGAGUAAACUAAAAGUUAUGUUGAACAAUGUAAGUUUUUAUUUUAUUGAAACGCAUUUAGCCAGUUUAAUAUAUUUAUGCGCUUUAUGAUGAUAAGGUUCACUUAUUACUUUUUCAUUAUUUUUCCAAUUAUCAUUGAUGUGGACGAAAAAUGACGGAAUCUUAAAAAGAACAUGUUUUUUUUGUGGUUUUAUGUUUAUUGUUUUAUCUAAUGUUUAUUCAUUGAUUUAUGUAUUGUCACGUUUAUUUUUGAGUUUUAUGUUACAACCCUUAUAACAAUAUGAUUUUCGUUAUAAUAAAAGUUAUCCAAUUUCCUUUUUGGUUUAAUUACAUACUAGUUUACCUCACUAGAACAACCAAAUCAUCAUAUGCAUCAUUAUUUCUGAAGAUAUUUGCCAUGGAUUCUUAAUUAAUAUCGACUUUUCAUUUUAUUUCAUUUAUAUUUGGAAUUGGAAAUUCUUUGAUUGUAUAAAAGUUUAUUUAUUGGAAAACAUUUUGUCCUCAUUUACAGAUACAGAAUAUGUGCAAGUUAAAUGUUGGAAUAUAUAGUUCAUAAAAGCAACAACAUCCCUGACUAGUUUUAAUGCGGAAUGUAUUGAAAAAUGUUCCAAAUAAUUUCUAUCUAUGAAUGGUAGUACAUUAUUUAAUCUGGGUUUUAUCACACGCAAUGAAUUUAUGUUGAUAAUAAGACUUACUUUUACUAAGCAAUUUUAGUUGUUUUUGCUGAUUAUUUACUCUUCCUAACUCCUAUUUAGAGUAAUGGUAUAUUUGUUAGCCUGGAUUCUUCUCAGUGUUCUACUGGGAAUACUAUACUGAUAGAACAAAAACCAAAAUAAAUUUCAAUAAUAGUAGCUGAGCAUGGUUUUGAUCAUGCAGUUAUGAGUGUAAUGCUGUGAGCUUUGAAUAGAUACAUACAAUGUCGGUCAAAGUUGACUGUUUAAGGAAUAUGUAGAAGAUUAUGAACUGCAUACUCUGGUUUUUAGUUGCAUCUCCGUGAAAAUAUAACUGUAAAAGAUUUAAAAAGUUGAUAUUCGUAUUAUAAAUCAAUGAAUAGAUAAUGCUCCUAGAGCAAGAAAACAUCUUUUUCUAGUGUGAACUAGUUAUUUUAUUAUUAUUAUUACACUAUUUGGGAUUACGCCCUUGCAAGGAUAAUAGGCUAGAAUGAUACAGUAUAAAAAGUUUUUUUUUAAUUCUUAGUAUUGCCUCUAUUUUUUGUGUUUCGAAGAUGCGUACGUUUCUUUGUGCUUUAUGAUGUGAAGACAGUAGCUUGAAAAUAUCCCAACAAUAUUUUUAUGUCUAUUAAAAAUAAUAAUUAGUAGGUAAUGCUGCCUAUCGAUAGUGUCACAAUGUUUAUUUAAAUCAAGUUCAUGGUACCUUACUUUACCAUAAAGGGUUGCGUGGAAUUUACCAGAUUAUUUAAUAAAAUAAAUUACACCAAAAUUAUUAUUUACUAUACAAAUAUUGUACUUUAUAUGACUUAAUUUAUGCAAUUCUUACACUAUAUGAUAUGGACGUAUUAAUAUCCUUAAAAAUAAGCUUCAGGUUUUGUCGAUGUUAAUGUUGCUUAUUAGAUUUUUACAUCUUGCAUGUACAAAACGAUGUGAGAUCCUUUUACCAUCAGUGUAUCUAUACCUGAGAUACUCUUUAUAGUAAGUUAUGAAUGAUACUGAGACAAUUUAUAGGAUAAUUCAGUUUGGGACGAAUAUUGCCAAGUAGGUCAGCCUAUAUUAUAAACAUAAACUAAAAUUCUAACCAACCAUAUCAACGAGCUGACUAUGAAUUUAUAGUCUCAAUGUUUGUGAAAAUAAUUGAAGCAACGAAUUACAUAGAAAAAAUAUUUGGAAACAAUCAUAGCGCGACGAUUUUUGAAAAAUAAUUGUAUGGUUUACUCUGUACAUUAUUUAUUGGUAAUAUUCUUGUGCUUAUUUCUAUUUUAUGUUUUCUGUUAUAGUUUUAACUUCAUUACAAUUUUUGUCAUUAUGUUGUUAUAAUUACUUAUGUCAUAGUCUAUUUUUUUAGUGCUAUAUUAAGAUUUUUUAAACAGUUCUGUUUCUUAAAUUUUAUUACAUCGGCUUAUAUUCAGUUUGUUAUACUUUUCACAUUUUCUUUCCAUUUUUAUUAGCAAUAUCUAACCAAAGGAGAAUUUUGCCAAGUCUUAUUACAAAAUACUAAAAGAUAGAAGCGUAUGACAAAAUUUAUACGUUAAGUUUAUUUAUGAAAAUGGCCAUCAAAUCUUUUAAAACGUUGAUAAAUUUUAUAAAUGUUCAUAGUGCCUAUAAUCUAUUCCAAAAGAGAGAUAGACUAAAGGUUCAUAAUAUCUAUUUAGAGUAUAUGUCAAAACUGCUCUUUAAUAAAGAUGUAGUUAGUAUAAUUUAUGAGGAACAAAUUUGCCAGUGACUCCAAUAUUAAACUUAUAUUCGUUGUAAAUACAAUCUUACACUUUGAUCAAUAAAUUCUGAAAAUUCUUUUUUCACCGAGAAAAAAUAUUUUUUAGAUCCCAUGAUCAUGAAAUCAGUUAUCCUCAUGUUUGGAAAAAGUAAAUAUAGGUAUGUUCUGUAUAUGAUAGAAAGGAACCAUUAUGCCAAAAAUAAUUGAUCAUAAUAAAGUAUUUACGAUUUUGGUUUGUUGAUAUCUUUGAACUGCCAGAAUUUUAUUUAAAUCUGAUGAAAACGAUAACGAUCUUACUAUCUGAUAGUUUUUGAAUUCGGUAUUUUUGUUAAUUAAGAUCUCUUUUUUUCUACACAAUUUACUUGAAAUGUAAUAACAGAACAAUUUCCUGUAGAAACUGCUAAUACUUAAGAUAUUCAUAAAAUGUAGCUUGAAUAAAUUUUUUUAAAUAUUAAAAUCACCGCUAUAAACUAAGUUUUAUUCGAAGAUUAUAUAAUCCUAAUUCUGGAACCUAUUCUAGAUUGUUUUCUAGGAUAUAUUUUAUUACAUUUUUUCCAAUAAACGUUCAUGAAUAAUCACCUUACCUGAAAUUUGCUUUUGUAUGGCAUAUUAAGUAUUAACGUUUUUUUCCUGAGUAAUUGUGUGUUGUCUAAGAAGAUACUCCACACAGAUUUUAGAUUAAAUUUAUUAUAAAUGUAAUUGAGCGUCAUUUUUUGUCACUCAUCGGACAUAAUCUUACAGAAAAUUGAUGAAAUUUAAAUAUAUUUUUAUCAACAAAAGUGGAUGAUGAUAUUAUCUUUUAAGUAUAAUAGUGACUGUACUUGUAUUGGAAUGGAUAUGUAGAUUUUCAAUAUUUUAACGGAUUUGAUUUAACGCCUAUUACCUACAAGGAGAGAAAUUCUAUUUAGGUAUUGAUUUGGUUUGAUUUUCUGUAGUUAAUAGUUAUUAUUAUGAGUAAAAUAACUAAAUCGUGUUUCAAACACCAAAGUUGCAAUAUAUUCUGAACUGAAGAUUCAUUUUGUAUUUUUAUUAUCAUUGAAAUACAAAAUCAGCAACACAUAUUUUUUUGGAUAACCAGCAUAACUAUUUUGAAUGUGAAUAAGUCUAGGAAUAGAUUGUAUGUUAUAUGUAUUGAAUAAGUCGGUAAAUAUGGUAUCACCUACUGCCAAUUAUUUAAUAAAUAUGUAUAUGU
Molecule: messenger RNA, 13534 nt
Organism: Diorhabda sublineata
Lineage: Eukaryota; Metazoa; Arthropoda; Insecta; Coleoptera; Chrysomelidae
Gene: gpp
Product: histone-lysine N-methyltransferase, H3 lysine-79 specific
Exons: 9
Coding region: 195-4442 (1415 amino acids)
Biological process (GO): DNA repair; regulation of transcription regulatory region DNA binding; DNA damage checkpoint signaling
Cellular component (GO): nucleus
Molecular function (GO): histone H3K79 methyltransferase activity
Source: RefSeq, a predicted model, not a curated record